CUAGUGCAGCGGAUCUGUAGUUGGACCCGCGUCCUUCUGUGAGAGCGGCUGUGCUGUGAUGGAUUCCUCCACCUUCCUUUACGAUGUCCCUCCGCUCGUCGUCGAGAAGUUCUGUAAGAUCAUGGACACCGGAGAUGACAGCCUCGGGUGGCGGGGACUAGCUGUCCGAGUCGUCCCCAGCCUGUUAGAAGUUCGCAUGUUGGAGCGCACGGAGGCAGCAGGUCGGAGCCCCACCAGGGAGCUGCUGUGGUCCUGGGCCCAGCAGAAUCCAAGAGUGCAGGACCUGCUCAAGGUGCUGCAGGACAUGGGCCACCACAGGGCCCUGCAGCUCUUCCACAGUCAGUGUCAGUUACCAGCAGGUAAGGAAUCACCUUCGCCCUCUGCCAACCAGCUCCCAGAGUCCACGGGGCAGACGUCAGCAGCUAAAGCGAAGGAAUCCCUCCAACCAGAGUCUGGCUCCUCGAGUCAAGCUUCAAGUCCUGUGAAGUCUGCCAGAGAGAACCAGUCACAUGUGAUCACUCUCCAGGACAUCAUAGAGGGAACCAGAAACUUUCAUCAUGAGCUGAGAAUUGCCGAGGGCCACUUUUCCAAUGUCUACAGAGCACAGAUUGGAAGUGGAACAUUUGCAGUGAAGCUUUUUAAACAGACUAAUAAGGUGUCCUGGAGGAAGCUGUGGGAGAUCUUCAGGAAAGAAAUGGAAAUCCAUCAUUUGUAUCAGCACCCGAAUAUCUUACCCUUAUCGGGCUGUUUCUCUGAUGAGGGCCACUACUGUCUGGUCUAUCCUUACCUCCCCAGUGGAUCGCUUUUCCGCAGACUACACCAUCAGGACAGACAGCAACCUCUGACUUGGCAAGAGCGCCUCGCCAUCAUCAAGGGAAUCGCAAAGGCUCUGCAUCACCUGCAUACCACCCAGCCCUGCCCUGUCAUCUGUGGCAACAUCUCCAGUUCUAACAUACUCUUGGAUGACGCCCUCCAACCCAAGCUGUCCGACUUCGGGUUGGCUCGUCUUCGUCCUCAUUCAACCAAUCAGUCCUGUACCAUCACUCUUGAUACGAGUUCCCACAGCAACCUGGGAUACCUCCCUGAGGAGUACAUCCGAGAUGGCAAGCUUUCCUUCAGCCUGGACGUUUACAGCUUUGGAAUGGUCAUAAUGGAAACAGUAACAGGACGGAAGGUUAUAGAAGAUGCACCUAAACAAACACUGCUGAGAGAUCUGCUCGUCACUAAGGUGGAGGACAGCGGUGGCGUGGACUCUUGUCUGCAGUUUUUGGACAAGACGGCCGAUCAGUGGCCGACUGCCAUGGCCCUCAGUCUGCUGUCUCUGUCCUUGGACUGCACUGCAAGCCGCCACCGCCAAAGACCAAGCAUGGAGAACGUGCUCCUGGCGCUGAGCCAGCUGCUUCCUCCACCGAGAUGCCCGCCUGCCGACCAGCCCCGCAGCCUGGACGAUGGAGCCCCUGUUAGUGCCCAGCGGCUUCCCUCGUCCUCCAUACCCGUGGAGCACGAAGAGCAGCGCAGCCCACCUGUCUCUCCGACGCAGGCGGAGCCCUGUGAAUACAGCCAGUCAGAGGUGACGCACCUGAGUGACGCUGUGGGCGCUCAAGGCGAAGCGGCAGUAGACCUGUACAGCAGCUGGCCUGUGCAGUGCAGCUGCCCGGCUGAGACGGGCGGUCUGGCCUGUGAGGACUGCAGGGCUAACGGGUUCACCUCCGACCACGCGGAGAGUCCUCAGACCGACUUCGGUGUGGUGGAAAACGCAGCCAAGCAGAGACUGAGGAACAAACUGAGUCUUUAUAACGGAGGGUUGAUCCGCACAGAGGAACUGUUCUCUGAGACAGGACUGCAGUAGAGACCAGAGUCCCUUCAACAGUCCCGACAACAGCUCUCUGGACCGAUGUGUUGUCUGUUGCAUCCCUGUAAGCUACGGUAUCACAGUGUGACACCUGAAAAUGUUCUCAUUCAGAUGGUAAUUACUAAAACUUAAAAGAUAGCAUGACUUUAAACAACACAAACUAACUUAGACACCUCAGAGCACAUUAAUGUCAAAGUGUAGCAGUGGAAGUAACUGCCCUGUGUUAUUAUUACUAUUAGAAUUGGUGUUAUUAGAAUACCAGCAGGUUGAUUUGCAUUAAAUGACUUGUAAAUAACAACAUCCACGUGGUGUAAAUCUUAUUUAAAUACCUUAAAUACUAUCUGCUCCCCUUGUGUUUUCAUCAAGAAGAAGUUUUUGGUUUUUAUUUUAUUUUAAUGACCUAAAAUGAGAGUAUGUGUUUUUUUUCCAGUGCAUUUGGCUUUGCAGUUGUUUUUUAAGAGAAAAAGCUAAACCAGAUUACCAAGCUGCCCACAGCAGAUGUGUGGGUUGCAGUCAAAAAGCCUGUAGUGGUGAGGAAGGUUACUAAAGAUAAGAGUUGGUUUAAUUCUCUUCAUGCUUGUGACGCGAUCCAGCGCUUCCUGAAAUCCUCACGUGAUUGGUUGAGUUCCAAAUCUAAACCUGCAUCUAUCCAAUCAGAACGUCUUAUCAAAUAUGUAAAUAAUGUAAAAACCCUAUAUACUUUUUGUCUGAAUAUAAUAAUUUAAGUUCAUUGUUUUUAUUUAAUUAUUAUUUUAAUUGCUUAACUUUCUCUACAUGUAUUUUCCUUUUUUUUUUUUUCUCCCCACAUUAUCUGUUUUGUUGUUACUUCCUGUCUGUAGCUGAUGGUUAGAUGUACCCUGCAUAUAAACUGAAAGCUUCCUUUCUCAGGAGGUGUAAUUCUGUUUUGGACAGGAAACUGUACUUGAAUCGAAGGCUGAAAGAACUGAGUUUGUCUCUGUACUGAUCUUCCAUGUGUUAUAAAUAAAGUAUUUUAAUUUUUUUUUAAUUUUUUAAAGACAA
Molecule: messenger RNA, 2872 nt
Organism: Toxotes jaculatrix (banded archerfish)
Lineage: Eukaryota; Metazoa; Chordata; Actinopteri; Toxotidae
Gene: irak3
Product: interleukin-1 receptor-associated kinase 3
Exons: 13
Coding region: 59-1849 (596 amino acids)
Biological process (GO): signal transduction; protein phosphorylation
Cellular component (GO): plasma membrane
Molecular function (GO): protein binding; protein kinase activity; ATP binding
Source: RefSeq, a predicted model, not a curated record